Molecule: messenger RNA, 2695 nt
Organism: Rubroshorea leprosula
Lineage: Eukaryota; Viridiplantae; Streptophyta; Magnoliopsida; Malvales; Dipterocarpaceae
Source: the annotation of a GenBank genome assembly
GGAUCAUCUCCUUUGCCAUCUCAGAUCCAUCCUCAACACAAUAACAUUUACAGUUCUUUCUGUAAAUGAUAAAUCUAUCAAUAUUUCAUUUUUAUCUCCUCUUUCUCCCUUCAAUUUCAUUGCCGAGUGGCUAUGAAUAGAAUUAGGCCGGAGUACAUGAGGCAGAGUAGUUCGGGGGGGACGCCGGGAUCACCGACGGCUUCCCCACUAACCCGCCACAUGCGGUCAGGAUCAAUGAAUGUUGGACAGAUGAGAAAGACGCAAACGAAAGCCGCGGCUCAGAGGCUUGCAGCUGUCAUGGCGCAGCAAAAUGAUGAAGAUGACGACGGUGAUGAACUUGCCUCCGACCAUAACGUCAGUGGCGCCGGGAGUUUCGGACGUGGCAGUGCUAGAGCAAUUCGUCCGCGCUCUCCUAUGACCAAAAACAUAGGUCAAAAGCAUAUGCCUCUGGUGAUGGCCCAACAGCAAUCAGAUGAGAACUGUGAUGAGGAUGACCUUUUAGUGAGUGGCCCUGCAAGCAUUGGGCUUAGUGGAAGGGCAGUGCGGCCACGGUCCCCUAUGACAAAAAACCCAGUUCAAAAGCACAUGCCACAAGUGAUGACACAACAACGGGCUGAUGAGGAUACUGACGAGGACGAUCUAUUUGUAAGUGGUAAACCAACCAUUGGGCUAGCUGGAGGAAGAUCAAUGCGUGCACGUUCUCCUAUGGUAAUGCCAGAGCGACCAGGUGAUGAGGACAAUGCUGAGGAUGAUCCUUCACAUGAUAAUUGUUCAUUGGGUGGCAUGGCAAGCAUUGGGCGUGCUAGUGGAAAGACAAGACUGCCAUCCUAUGUGUCAGCUCGUACCAGUCAAGAACAACCCCCAUAUUCACGUUCCGCAUCUGGUGCUCGAUUUUCUUCAUCUGUGAACUCAGUGGAACAACCAUUGUUGGAUCACUCAGCUCCAGCUUGGAAGAACUCCAACACUGUAGAGCAACCAUUAUCUGCUUUUUCCACUCCAGCUGGACAAAAAACUCCGUCCCAUUCUAUUGAACAACCCCUGUCUACACAGAGUGCAGUAGCUGGUCAGUCAACUCAAAUAAAUUCUGUAGAACAACCUUCAUCUGCUCGUUUUAUGGUUGCCAGUCAUCCAAAUUUAAAAGUCAAGACAGUUCCUAUGGUUCCUGCUAGUGUGCCUAUAUCACUCAAGCACACAUCAACUGUAAAUCCAUCGGAGAUCCUGAAUGAGCGGAGAGAUAAAAGAUUAUCUGUAGAUCUUUGGAAUAUGAGCUACUUAAAAGAAAGAGGGAGUCAGAAUUCUACUUCUACUCUGCAAGAUGAGCUUGAUAUGCUACAGGAGGAAAAUGAAAGUUUACUUGAAAAGUUGAGACUUGUAGAGGAGAGAUGUGAGGAAGCAGAAGCAAGGGCUCGACAGCUUGAGAAACAGGUGGCUACUCUUGGAGAAGGUGUAACUUUAGAAGCACGCCUUUUGAGCAGAAAGGAGGCUGCCUUGCAGCAAAGAGAGGCUGCUCUGCGGGUUGCAGCACAAAAUUCUUGUGUACCUGAUUCUGAAGAAAUUGACAACCUCCGUACAGAAGUUGAGACUGCAAGAGAUGAAGCAAUAUCUGCUUUAGAGCAGCUCCAUGAAGCUGAAUGUGAAGUCAAAUCACUUCGGCAUCUGAAUCAGAGAAUGAAACUGAGUCAGGAAGAGAUGGAAGAGGUUAUUUUAAAGAGAUGCUGGCUCACUCAUUAUUGGAGUUUAUGUCUUCGGCACGGUGUUCACAUGGAUAUUGCUGCAGCAAGGUUUGAAUAUUGGUCAUCUAUGGCACCUCUUGCUGAUGAAAUUGUAUUAGAUGCUGGACAAAGGGCCAAAGAGGAUAAAUUGUCAUCCAAUAAUGAACCAUCUGGAGAGGAAAAUGUUGAAAGCAUGCUUAUAGUUGAUAAAGGUCUGAGAGAGCUGGCAUCAUUAAAGGUAGAGGAUGCAGUUGCACUUGCAAUGGCUCAAAAUCGUCAUUCAAAUUCUAUAAAAUUUGAUGAUGUGAAACUACCAACUGAGGGUCAGUUUGAAGCAUUUGAAUUGAGCCAAGAGGAGACAGAGGAUGUACGUUUUAAGCAAGGUUGGCUUACAUAUUUUUGGAGAAGAGCAAAGAUGCAUGGCAUAGAACCUGACAUUGUUGAUGAGCGUUUACAGUUCUGGAUCAACCAGAGUUCUCGAUCUUCCUCUUCACAUGAUGCAGUUGAAGUUGAGCGCGGUCUCAUGGAGCUGAGGAAGUUGAAUCUAGAGUAUGAGUUAUGGCAAAAAUCUCGCCAGGGGCUCGAGCUAGAAUUGAAUGCCACCAAAUCACAGACUGAUUCAGAUUUCUAAUGCAGUGUUCAGAAUACCUCAUAUAUUUAGAGUCGGAUAAUAUCUCUUCUACAUAUUCAUCACAAAAUUACAUGACGGAGCUUUGGUUAAAGGCCCAAACUUUUUGUAUCCUAUGGUAAACUUUAUUAUUCCACAGGUUCUCGGACUCCUGUGGAAAACGAUUCUUUAGGUGGAAAAAAAUCCCUUUUUCUUUUUUGGGGUAUUGAAAGGGCUGUUUGGUCCAGAAAACGAAAGAAGGGUUUAACAUGCACAAUCUCUACCACUCAGAAAGAAGAUUGUUCUUUCGGUUUUAUUUUUCUCAGUUCUGUUUUAUGGGUACUAUUUCAUUGGGAAAUAAAAAAACUCCUAUGGC